AUGGCUCAAAUUUUGAAAGGAUCUACAGUAGCAAAGUAAGUGAGGCUUAAUUUUUGUCCUAUUCUUAAAUCGUACUGCUCUUUCGUGCAAUUUUUAGCAUGCACUUUUUAUAAAUAUGGCAUGAGUCAUCAUGGGUUCAUGACCAAAAGCACAGCCAAACGCGGCUCAUGUGGUAACGUUUUAAUAUGCUACAAUUUGGCAUUGUGCAAUAGGUAUACAACAAUAAAUGACAUUAAAACAUAAUUAACGUUAGCCAUUAAAUUUGAGACAAUUGUUCUGAAUUGUGAAACACCGCCACAUUUUUUUAUCUGCAUGUAUGUAGUCUAGCAACACAAGAGGCGGUAUUGGGGGCUUGUGACACUACCAGGAGCAGCUGGGACAUUUCCCCAUGAGAGCCAAAGGUUUAAAUGAUAAAUGUACCCAAUGAAAGAAAGAGCCUUUUUCCCCUGACUGGAAAGUUUGGAAUUUGCAACUUUGUAAGGGGCUGCAUCCAUAUUCAAGUUGCCACAAAAAAUGUCAAAUUGAUAUUUUUUUGUUUAACGUUUCCAUCCAAUGACAGUUAAUGCAGUUCCACAUUCAUGAGUUCAAGCUAUUUGGCAGUUGUGAAUCAAGAAUGUCAUAAUUUAUCAGCUGGAGUUAUAUAUACUUCAUGUAUUCGAACCAUUCUCGUACCCAGAGCCCUUCUUACGCGCGGUCAACCGAGCACGAUGAGGAGCUCUGGCCAAAUCCAUAUCAAACUGGCAUCUUAUUGGCUACACCGAAGGUUAUUAUUCUUAUACCGGAUAUAUUCUAUUACCAUGUUUUUAUGGUAUCCGGUUAUGGAUUUGGCCAGAGCCCCUCGUCGCAACGCGCGUAAGAAGGGCUCUGGGUACGAGAAUGGUAUUCGAACCAGCCAGAGCCAUGGCGAAGCUAAAAAUGUGAGUCUACCCCCCCCCCCCUACUUUGCACACUGUGUAUUACCUCUUUGAAAUACUGUUAUGUAUAGCACUGACGGUCAGCUGCAUUUAGAAACUGAAUGUCAUGCAACUCUCUGCAUGAACCCAAUAUAUCUAACCCAAUCUGGCCUCCCUUGUCAAAUAAACAGAUAAAAUCCAGUAGCAAUUGAUGAUUCCCCUUAUUACGUUUUCGUAGCGCUUUGCAUUGUGGUUAUAGUGGUAUCACUGAUAUUCAAGAUGGCUUAUUUUUUGUCCUGACCCGUGCAAGAACUUUUAAAAAAAGCUAGAGUCAGGUGAUCAAUAGCUAACAGCAAAAUAUUCGCGAAAACAUUCAAUAUUUUCAUUCGAGGCCUCUAUCUUUAUCAGUGAUACCACUAUAACCACAAUGCAAAGCGAUACGAAAUACUUAAUAAGGGGAAUCAUCAAUUGGGCAAAUUGAGGUAAGUGAUAAAGAAUGAUACAAACUUUUACAGAGAUAUCCGUGCCAAGUUAAAAGUGAUUGUUGAUGAAACAAGAGAGCAAUAUCCAGAAUUUAAUCCAUGUUUAGCCAUAGUACAGGUAAAAUUAUAGUCAAACUACAUUCUUGGCUGCAUAUAUACCAAAAUAUGUAUACUUUUAGAACGUUUUAGGUAUACUGAACAUGUGUAUACAUACCAAUACCAUAUAUAGCUCGUUAAUUAUUUACACAUUUUUUUCUAGUUGUCAGUAGGUGCAAUGGCAGGUCUAUCCUUUCUGUUUACUGUACAUGUGCACAUCAACUUAUUUUCAUUGCUUUCCAGCUCUGUCAUAUACAUGUAAACCCUGACAUUUAUCUGUUUGUCUCACUAGAUUGGAGAUCGUGCGGACUCAACAUCUUACAUCCGAGCGAAAUCAAAGGCUGCGAACGAGGUGAAUAUUAUUUCUUGUAUAGUAGUAGCACUUAACAUCAGAAAUUUUUCUCAGUCAAUUCCAUUUCAAACAAUUAAUACAAAAUAAACGUUUUCCAUCUUCAAAUGACUAGAUUGGAAUGGUUGCAACACAUGUAAAAUUAUCAAAUACCGCAACUGAACAGGAGGUGGGUAUUACAUUUGUUGAUAAAUUCUUUGUAAAACUUAGCCCACUGAUGGUAACUUUCCCUUCGACAUUCUGGAUUGUUUGGUGUUAAAAUUAUACAGCAUGUGUUAAAUGUAUUGAAGUAGUUUUUAUUAGGGCAGGGUGUGAUAAUUAAAGAUUUUUAGUCAUACCUGGCUGGUACACCAAUGAUUAUUGCUACAUACUUAAACAAUAAGUACAUAAAAUACAAGUUUUUGAAAAGUAUAUUCAGAUUACAAGUUAGAACAAGAAGCACAAUUGCACACACAAACAAUAGACUCCAACAUUUUUUGUGCCAUCAGCCCAAUCAUGUUUCGUGCCAAGACAUUUCAGACUUACACAUGAUAUACCAACUAAAUUAUGGUAUUGAAUAUCUUGGGCUUGGAAAGGUCUUGUGGUACCAUUAAAAAGUAAGUGGUGUCACAUGAUACAUGGCUGAAAACAAGGAAGUUCCACGCCAUAAUAUUGCAGUUGAAAGAGUCGAUACUUGCAUAACUUGGCAUGCAUUUGUGUGAUUAUAAUAAAAUUAGUUUUAAUUUUUUGUUUCAAUCUUUCAUUUUCCAAUGAUCAGGUAUUGAAGAAAGUUGAUGAAUUGAACAAAGACCCAAAUGUCCAUGGCAUUAUUGUGCAACUACCACCUGAUUCGUCGGAACCUAUUGAUCCAUCUGCUUGCACGAACGCUGUUGCACCUGAGAAAGAUGUCGACGGGUGGGAAUUAGAUUUUGAAAUUCACUAUUCUGUCACAGAAUUACCCUCAUUUACUAUAUAACGUUCUGACAAGUGGUCUUUGUAAGAGGUUUUGCUUUAUAUGUUGUUUUGUUUUAUAUGUUGUUUUGUUUAUUUGUUCAGUCUGAAUGAUGUAAAUGCUGGAAGGCUUGCUAGAGGUCAACUGAAUGAUUGUAUUGUGCCGUGCACACCACGAGGUUGUCUGGAACUGAUACAGAGGACUGGUUAGUAAUUGCUUUAAUAUUUGUAUCCAUGCUAAAGCCCUGUGAAACAAGGAGGUUAAUGAGAUUUGUGCAGUCAUGCAUUGUUUUAGGAGACAUUUCAAUCUCUAGAUUAACAAAAUAAAUGUUUGAUGAGUGUUCCAACUAUGUUUUAACUUUAAUCAAAUACAUGGUAGGUUGGGAAAGCAUUAAGAACAUCCUCAUUCCCAUUUCAUCCGGGCUUACUGUAAUUCUAUAAGCUCAGUUCGUAUACAGUACAGAAAUUUUUCGCAUGUAGUUUACACAUAUUUUGUACAUCUUUUCUUCACCAAUAAGGCAUUGAAGUACAAGGAAAGAAAGCCAUAGUUCUCGGACGAAGUAAAAUUGUCGUGAGUUUGACAUAAGAUUUUUGCAUGCGUUUUGAUUUGAGGACUUUGUGUGUUAACUUGUGCAAGAAUAUUGUAUAUUAUGAAUCAUUUGCAUGUGUUGUGUUUCCCUAGGGUGCUCCAAUGUCUAAUCUGCUAACAUGGAAUCAUGCCACCGUUACAGUCUGUCAUUCAAAAACAAAAGACUUGCCUGACGUUGUAUGUAUAAGAUAUUUAGUAGAAUUUUGUUUGCUUGCUUCCUCCGGUUCUCGAGAUGGUUCAGAUUUGACUUCAACUACCGCUAACUCUCACAGACUUAAUAUGCAUUUGAUUGGUUAAUCGGGUAGAAUAAAUGCAUCUGAUUGGUUAAUUUAAUGGUAGUUGAAGUUAAAAUCUGAACCUCGCUGUUAUUUAAUAUACAAAAUGUCUAAUUUGCAGUAAUUUGAUGUUAUUUCUGUCUUUCUAGGUUCGAGAAGGAGAGAUUGUCGUAGUUGCAAUUGGUAGCAAACAUUUUGUAAAAGUGAGAGUUUUUAGAGAAAAUAUUUAAUUCUGGUGUAGGGCAAUAAGUAUCACAAAUUUACUGUCGUUCCAAUUGAAGUGUUGCUCAAAUAUUGAUUCAAUACAUUACCUCGGGCUGACCAAUUCAUUUGAUCAAGUUCAUCGAGAUAUUCAUACACUUCCUAGUAUAAUUGUAAACUUCCUGUUGAAUAGUUUGAAUGCACCAAUCACCUUUGUUGUUUGUGCAACUAACCAAUCAUAAAUAGAAAGGAAGUGACCAGAAAUGAUCAAAUACUUGGAAUUGGCUCUUUCACAGGAAGUAUAUGAAUAUCUGGAGGAACUUGAUCAAAUGAAUUGGUCAGCCCGAGGUAAUGUAUUGAAUCAAUAUUUGAGCAACACUUCAAUUGGAACGACAGUAACCCAGUGCCUGAAUACAUAUUUGAUGAAUUAUAUGUGUUUUUGUUUAGGGAGACUGGAUUAAAGAGGGUGCUGUUGUGAUAGACUGUGGUAUUAAUGCCAUCCCAGGUACAGUAAUUCAGAGAUUAUAGCCAGGGUACUUUUACCCUACUUUUACCUCUGUAUUAAACUAGGUUUCGAAUCAAAACUUUUUCUUCACCAAGUAUUUACGUUGGUUGCAAAACUUUUUAAAGAUUCCAGCAAGAAAAGUGGUCAUCGAUUGGUGGGCGAUGUGGAUUAUGAAGCGGCCUCGAAAAGAGCAAGCUGGAUCACACCAGUUCCAGGGGGUUAGUAACCGUUAGGUAGACCAUUUAUAAACAUUUGUGUUGAGCAAGUCUUUUGGUGUAUACAUGUUUCUUCCUGAGGUAACACUGGACCAUGAACAGAUGUCCCUGAUGGGAUCUCUACACAGAAUUCUUCUAUGUACAGUGUAGAUUGAAAUACGCUCAAAUGCCCCCUACGUUAUUAUUUUACUCUGUCUAACGCCAGAUUAUUUUACUCAUCAAGGGUCUUGCGCCUGAAUGAGUUUGACCAAACAAUCUGCCAAUCUGUUCUGUUAACUCAUCAAGCUUCAAUGUGCGCAAAUGCGCCCAACUUUAUUAUUUUAUACUCUGUCUAGUGCCAGACAAUUUUACUCUACCUAACGCCAGAUUAUUUUACUCGUCAAGGGUCUUGCGCCUAAAUGAGUUGACCAAACAAUAUGCCAAUCUGUUCUGUUAACUCAUCAAGCUUCAAUGUGCGCAAAUGCGCCCUACUUUAUUAUUUUAUACUCUGUCUAGUGCCAGACAAAAAAAACUCUACCUAACGCCAGGUUAUUUUACUCGUCAAGGGUCUUGCGCCUGAAUGAGUUGACCAAACAAUCUGCCAAUGUGUUCUGUUAACUCAUCAAGCUUCAAUGUGCCCAAAUGCGCCCUACUUUAUUAUUUUAUACUCUGUUUAAUGCCAGACAAUUUUACUCGACCUAACGCCAGGUUAUUUUACUCGUUUUACAAGGGUCUUUAAAUUGAACUUGGAAUGUCGUUUGUUUAGGUGUUGGUCCAAUGACGGUAGCGAUGUUGAUGCAAAACACAGUAGAAAGUGCCAAGAAAAUGAUUCUUCAACAAAAGGUCUCAAAUCUUAAAAUGGGUUAUUCGCUACAACCUCUGUAUAAAUUACUGAGACACGCUCUUAGGAAAUAGGAGGUCGCUUCGUCCGCAAAUAUAUAUAUUAGUUCAAAGACCGGUAGAGAAUAUUAGGCUUAAAUAUAGGUUAGAACUAUCUCAAUUUAUUUUUUUAACCUACAUGUAUGCAUUAUAUAGAAGAGUGUAGAAAAGCUUGAAAUACAAUAUUACAAUAAUCAAUAUACAUUUGCGAUUAAUAUAAACAUCCCAUCUCUAUCUGUACUUUUGCAUGGAGUAUAAUGUCAUGAACAGAGAUAUAAAUUACGUUUAGUAUGAUGUUGUGUGUUGCUCUAUUAUAUAAUGUUGUAUCCCAUAUCAGAUUCGAGCAGGGACACAUAGAUAAAAGGGCAAAUAUGGGAAAAUUCCUACACUUUUUCUGGCAAACGUUCGCUAUAUAUGUACGCGUAUAUUAACUGGAUUUUUCAAAUGAUGAAAAUCGAUUCAAAGAAGUUCAGUACAUCAGCCCGCUAUUCCCACUUGGUAACCGCCCCUCUAAGCCGGCGUUCAUGAAUUUGCGGCUAUUCCUUUAUGUAUUCCUCUUCAUAAAAUGUUGAAAAGAUGAGUCUGAAAUGCUUUAGUAAUUGUGAUUCGUUUUCUAUUUAUCUUAGGCUGGUUUGUGGGAGAUAAAGUUUUUACCAUUGAAUAUAUUGAGGCCUGUCCCAAGGUAACUUGAAGUAAUAAUUGAACAAUCACCUAUGAAAUUUAAAUUUAUUAUGUACAUGAGUCUUCGAAAGCCAACCGUGAGAACAUAAUGGGAAAAUUUGAUGUCACAUUUGCUAAAGCAUUUCCCUGAUUGGUUUUUAAAACAAAGAAGUGUUCUUCCAAAUUGAAGCAUUCAUAAUUUAAGCUGAAGCUUUCACUACGUAUAAUGAAAAAAAAUGCUUGGUGCUUAUAUGAGAGUUGGUUAAUAAAGGAUUUAGGGUAUUUCAUGACUGACUUGCUGUACGAUAUAGUGCUUAGUUUCAUAGGCUAUAUAUUGUAGUUAGUUUCGCAAACUCGAAUUGUUCGAAACUUCUGUAGCGAUAUUGAAAUUUCCAAAGCGCAAGAUCCGAAGAACAUUCAACAACUGGCCAGUGAAGUUGGUAUACAACGAUAUGAGGUGUGUGUAAUUAUAUAGAAGACUAAAUUUAAACUAACUGUAUUUAUACUAGAUAGCUGUCAACCUCGCAAGCCAGGGUGUUUACUUCCGCACGGCGCUGCUGACCCUGACUUGCGAGUCUGUCUGUCUGUCUGUCUGUCUGUCUGUCUGUCUGUCUGUCUGUCUGUCUGUCUGUCUGUCUGUCUGUCUGUCUGUCUGUCUGUCUGUCUGUCCGUGUGUCUCUGCUCUGCUCUGUUCGUGUGUCUGUCUCUCUGUCCGUGUGCCUGUCUGUCUCUGUGUUUAGAUUGUUCUUCCCAGAAGUCCAUGGAAUAGAGGUGGGGGACCGAUUACCCCAAAUGCCCUGGGCCAGGUUGUUCAAAGCAGGAUUGGCCCCUAACCCAUGCAGACGGUUGAAAUUUAACUUGCUGUUUUAGUUUUUAUUUCUUCACGUCUUUCCAAACUUCAGAGAAGAAAGCUGCCAUACUGAUCCAGACAAAAUUUCUGAAGAAAUAUUUCCAAAUUCUUAUAACAAGCUGUGUGGAAGAUUCCUUUGAAUGCCAAGUUAACUUUGGGUUGAGCUAAUCCGCUUUCAAACAGCCCCGGCUCGCACCCCGCUGUCGUUCCAGCUACAAUGCUGCACGUUUUCCAUUCAUUAGUUGGAGUUGUAUGGCACAAAGAAAUGUAAAGUUUCGCUGUCUGUUUUGGAUCGACUCAAGAACGAACAAACUGGAAAAUAUGUCGUAGUGGCCGGGUAAGCUUAAAAUACAUCCUGCAGAAGAUGCAAACAUUUCCGUUUUAAGAGUUUUCAGUGUUAAACACCAAGCCAGUUCCCUCAAACAUUUCUUACAAAUUCUUCGGAACGUGGGGGGGGGGGGGUCACCCCCUCAUACCCCCUCAUACCCCCCUCAAGGUUCGCCCCUGAGCACGCUCAUUUAAGCUUGUUUUAGCGUGCUUAUGAGAACCCCUUAUUUUGGUGUCUCAUAAGCACGCUCGUAUAUGAUUGUUUUAGCGUGCUUAUGAGAACCCUUUAUUUUGGUGUCUCAUAAGCACGCUCAUAUAUGAUUGUUUUAGCGUGCUUAUGAGAAGCCCUAGCUUAUUUUGGUGUCUCAUAAGCACGCUGAUAUAUGUUUGUUUUAGCGUGCUUAUGACAAGCCCUAGCUUAUUCUGGUGUCUCAUAAGCACGCUCAUAUAUGUUUGUUUUAGCGUGCUUAUGACAAGCCCUAGCUUAUUCUGGUGUCUCAUAAGCACGCUCGUAUAUGAUUGUUUUAGCGUGCUUAUGAGAACCCUUAUUUUGGUGUCUCAUAAGCACGCUCAUAUAUGAUUGUUUUAGCGUGCUUAUGAGAAGCCCUAGCUUAUUUUGGUGUCUCAUAAGCACGCUGAUAUAUGUUUGUUUUAGCGUGCUUAUGACAAGCCCUAGCUUAUUCUGGUGUCUCAUAAGCACGCUCAUAUAUGUUUGUUUUAGCGUGCUUAUGACAAGCCCUAGCUUAUUCUGGUGUCUCAUAAGCACGCUCGUAUAUGAUUGUUUUAGCGUGCUUAUGAGAACCCUUAUUUUGGUGUCUCAUAAGCACGCUCAUAUAUGAUUGUUUUAGCGUGCUUAUGAGAAGCCCUAGCUUAUUUUGGUGUCUCAUAAGCACGCUGAUAUAUGUUUGUUUUAGCGUGCUUAUGACAAGCCCUAGCUUAUUCUGGUGUCUCAUAAGCACGCUCAUAUAUGUUUGUUUUAGCGUGCUUAUGACAAGCCCUAGCUUAUUCUGGUGUCUCAUAAGCACGCUCAUAUAUGUUUGUUUUAGCGUGCUUAUGAGAAGCCCUUAUUUUGGUGUCUCAUAAGCACGCUCAUAUAUGAUUGUUUUAGCGUGCUUAUGAGAAGCCCUUAUUUUGGUGUCUCAUAAGCACGCUCAUAUAUGUUUGUUUUAGCGUGCUUAUGAGAAGCCCUUAUUUUGGUGUCUCAUAAGCACGCUCAUAUAUGUUUGUUUUAGCGUGCUUAUGAGAAGCCCUUAUUUUGGUGUCUCAUAAGCACGCUCAUAUAUGUUUGUUUUAGCGUGCUUAUGAGAAGCCCUUAUUUUGGUGUCUCAUAAGCACGCUCAUAUAUGUUUGUUUUAGCGUGCUUAUGAGAAGCCCUUAUUUUGGUGUCUCAUAAGCACGCUCAUAUAUGCUUGUUUUAGCGUGCUUAUGAGAACCCCUUAUUUUGGUGUCUCAUAAGCACGCUCGUAUAUGUUUGUUUUAGCGUGCUUAUGAGAAGCCCUAGCUUAUUUUGGUGUCUCAUAAGCACGCUCAUAUAUGUUUGUUUUAGCGUGCUUAUGAGAAGCCCUUAUUUUGGUGUCUCAUAAGCACGCGCAUAUAUGCUUGUUUUAGCGUGCUUAUGAGAACCCCUUAUUUUGGUGUCUCAUGAGCACGCUCAUAUACAGGGGCGAAACUAGUUUCUUUUAAUUAGGGGGUGUCUGGCAGAAUUGCCCUGCCAAAACCAAUGAUGCCCUGCAGCGCCAGCGCUAAUACAAUACAUCACUAACUGCCGAUGCCAAUGUACAUGCAUGCAUGUAUACCAACUGCUUAUUGUUUGCUAGCUGUAAUAAGUUACUUAAUAACUCUACAUUCUAUCAUUUAAAGUCUUUGGUUGCCCUGCCAAUCUGGAUGAUUCGUAUUUUGGGGGGGUGUCCCCCCACCCCCCAUACCUCCAUAUUUAAAACAUUCGCAGUGCGUGUUUUAUCAGACCUAAAGACACUCAGCUUCGCCUCGUAUCUUUAUAUCUAAUAAAACACUCUGCUCAUGUUUUAAAUAGUGCAUGAAGCCGCAAUUUGUUGCGGCCUUAUAUUGUUAUUUUAUUUUAAGCCGCUUUCCUUUCAUUUUUUGUUUAGGAUAACUCCAACACCACUAGGGGAGGGCAAGAGUACAACAACAAUAGGUAUUUCUCAGGCCAUGUCGGCUCAUUUGAAGAAGAAUACGUUUGCUUGUAUACGGCAACCAUCACAAGGACCGAUUUUUGGAAUAAAAGGUUAGUACUCUGUGCAAUGAAACUCGGCCUGCGCCUAUACUAUGGUCACCUCAUGUUAUCACGGACAUUUAUUUUUGUACCGCAAACCGCUAGAGGUAAAAAAAGUAUCACCUCUAACUCUAACCCUUUUAUGUUUUUAGGUGGAGCCGCUGGUGGGGGUUAUUCUCAAGUUAUUCCAAUGGAAGAGGUGUGUAAACAUUAGUUUUUUAUUAUCAACGACUUGACAAAGUUCGGAAAUUUGGUGUGUACUGUCAGUGACCAUAGUAAACAAUUACUUGCUUCUAUUACCCUCUUUCACUUUGUAGUUUAAUCUUCAUUUAACUGGAGACAUUCACGCAAUCACCGCUGCGAACAAUCUUGUAGGUAGGUGCAGAUUUUAUUAUUGUACUGUGAGUCGCAUGCAUGCAAUAACAUAAUUAAAUUUUAUGACGGAUAUACUGUUUAAAUGUUAGAUAUUGCUUCUUUAUUGCCGUUUUCAGCUGCAGCGAUUGACACGAGAAUAUUUCACGAGUCAACCCAGACAGAUGAGGUAACUAAUUCAGAUCUGUCACGAUAUCAAAUUUCAGUUGACUCGAUAUAGCUGGCGAGAGAGCUUCGUGUAUGCUUAAUACGAAAAUAAGAAGAUACUGUAUAGUUGUACUUGUAUUGGGUUAGUCCUGUUCUCAGGCUAUAGUGAAAGAGACGUAUCGAAAUAAAAAUUUCGUGUAUACUCUUGUUUUUUAGGCUUUAUUUAACAGACUGUGUCCUGCCAAGGAUGGAAAGAGAAAGUUUUCAGACAUUAUGUUGAGACGAUUAAAGGUUUUUUCAGAGUUCCCUUUUAACUGUUGUUUGGUUUGGUUUGUUUUGGGUCUGUUUUGGGGUUGGUUUGGGGGUUGUUUUGGGGUUUGUUCGGGGUUGUUUUGGUUGGUUUGUUUGUUUGUCAGUAAAAACAAUGAAUGUUGUUCCUUUGUUGUAGAAACUCGGUAUUGAUAAAAGUGAGCCAGAAGAACUAACGCCUGAAGAAGCUGGGAAAUUUGCGAGACUUGACAUCGAUCCCGACAGCAUUACAUGGCAAAGAGGUAGUCUUGCAUGAUUUACUUUUGUGUGUUGUACGGUAUGCAAUUUAGUCUUUACUGUAAGUGCAAAGAUUUAUCCAUUAUUACAUGAUCCCUGCAGAUAACCUCUAAUUUCCUUAGUUUUUUCUCACAGUUAUGGACACAAAUGACAGAUUUCUACGACAGAUAACUAUUGGUCAAUCACCUACAGAGAAAGGAAGGACUCGUGUGGUCAGUAUACAUAUUUUCCGAGGGUCAAGGGUACAGGAGAGUAAGAUAGUAAAACUUUUUUUCAAUUGUUUUAGUGUCAGUUUGAUAUUUCAGUGGCAAGUGAGAUUAUGGCCAUCCUAGCGCUUGCUAAGAACCUAGAAGACAUGAAGGAACGGUGAGUAACUUAAAUAAAAUUGAAAUUUUAGGCGCGAUGUACUUUUGAUGGAUGUGAACGAGAUUAUGAAUGUUUAGAUGAGGGUAUACAUGCUGUAUACUCAGAGCAUUCAUAACUCGCACAAGAAAUCGCAGAUUGUAUUAAGCAUAUGCCGGACCUGUCAGACUGGAAACUGAACAAAACAACAGCUUUAACAUUGCCGGAUGUGUUUUCCUGUAGAUUUGGAAAGAUGGUGGUAGCAUGUGAUAAAAAUGGACACGCAGUGACAGCUGAUGAUCUGGUAGGAUAAUUGAUUUAUUGGAAAAUCUUUAAACACGGUAUGGCGGUUUUUGUGCACUUGUGGGUGCGUGCAAAACCAAAAACCAUGAAUUGUUGCUACGUUUUUGGCCAUGUUUGUUUGAACUAUACUUAAAACAGAAUUACUGUUCCGUCUUGUUUGUAGGGUGUCACAGGAGCAGUUGCUGUUCUGAUGAAGGAUACAAUUAAACCAAACUUAAUGCAAACUUUAGAGGUACUGUAUAUAUUAGUGUAGUUUAGGUAUCAUCUCUACUGUGUUGCUCGUUUGCAAUCGACGCCAUCUUGGUUGAUUUUCGUGGCAACUAUAAAUCUAUAUUCUUCAUUCUUUGUCGUAUUGUGCCAGAAAUCGUAAACUAUCCAUAAUACAGUAAGAUGUUUUCAAAACAAACCAAAAAUAUUAAAGUAACUUAACUAUUUCGAUGUAAGCGGCUGGGCAAAACUUUAAAAUCAACCAAGUUGGCGCCUAAUGCGACAUAGUGACGUCAUAUGCAAGCAAAGAAUAGAUAGUUUACUUUAUGGUAUGGCAUGAGUAGACUUUCAUUCUCACAAAACAUACAUAGACACAUACAGACUGUAUUUAAACACACUAGCCUCGACAACCAUCAGCUGGUUUCAUUGAGGGGCGUGUACAUUUAUCAUCCACUUAUCAUUCAAUAUUAACAAACUUAUAUAUCAUCCAAAAUUCUUGUCUAAAGGGUUCUCCCGUGUUUGUUCAUGCCGGCCCCUUUGCCAACAUUGCUCAUGGAAAUUCAUCGAUUAUCGCGGACAGAAUAGCGCUGAAGCUUGUAGGAGAAGAUGGCUUUGUUUGUAAGUAUGAUACUCUUACGCCCGUAUUCUAAAAGCUCACUCACACUCGAUGAUUGGAAGUUUAAUGUGAGGUUCUCUCGAGUGUCAUUGCUGUUUUUGAAUAGCUCGAGGGUUAGUGUCGUACCUUACUAUGUGACUACUCACCCUCCAGCUAUUCAAAAACAGCAUUGACACUCAAGAGAAGCUCAGAUUGAACCUCCACUCAUUCAGUGUGAAUGAGCUUUUAGAAUACAGCCGUUAGUGUACUAAACUGUAAAUAAAUCAAACUUAGAGAUUAUUACCUGUGGUAGCGUUGGGCCCAAACAUGCAUGGCCCUUGCUACACUUCUAAGGAGAACAGUUUAGAACCCGUAGAGCUAUCCAGUAUAAGUUUAGAAGAUUUCAAAGACUUUCAUGCAAACUGCCCCUCUUGAUAUAUUUCUCUGUUUAAUAGUCACCGAAGCUGGAUUUGGAGCAGAUAUUGGAAUGGAAAAAUUCUUUAACAUCAAAUGUAGAUAUAGUGGUAUGGAGAUUAUGUUUUCAUUUUUAUUUAUUUUUCAAUUCAUAUUACUGUAUAUAUAGAAUCACUCACUAUCAAAUAUUUCGACCAAAUUCAGGUCUUGUUCCAAACUGUGUUGUUCUUGUGGCGACUGUUCGAGCAUUGAAAAUGCAUGGAGGAGGCCCCAAGGUUUGCAAAUAUUUGAAUUGUAAAAAUUGUACAUAAAGCACAUUUUUCUAAACGAUAUUCGGUAACCUGAAACUACGUGCUAUAUAGAACAAGGAGGAAGAAAUUGCAUAUAAUACAAACACAUAAUUGACUCCUUAAAGUGCAUAUGACAUGAAUUUUCUUAAAUGAAAGAACUCUGGAAGCUGUAAUUUAACUUAUUUUUCAGUUUCUUGUUUUUAUGGUUUGUUCCCGAGAUAUUUCAAUUUGUUUGGUAUGUAAAUGGUGUGAAUAUGUCCGCUAAUUUAUGACGUCACGUUGGUUGCAAGCUCUUCAAAAUGGUUGAAAUCACGGCUAUCAUCCAAGAUGAUAAUUUCUAACUUCACUCACUGGUGAAUGUGAUAAAAUACUGGAGAAAAACGUGAACUGAUAUCAAACAGUUUUUAGAGUUAAUAGAUUUAUAACCAGUGUAAGUUGAGCUUGCAACCAACGUGACGUCAUAGAUUAGCGGACAUAUUCACACUCAUUUACAUACCAAACAAAUUGAAAUAUCUCGGGAACAAACCAUGAAAACAAGAAACUGAAAAAUACGUUACACUACAGCUUAAAGUGUUCUUUCAUUUAAGAAAAUAAAUAUUUGCAUCCGUCAGAAACACACAAAGUCUCAUCUCAUCAGUCCAAUCAUGUUUCAUGAGGAAUAUGCACUUGCGCAGAACGUACUGUAUCGCACCUUUACCCAGAAAUACAUGUUUCGUUUUGUGCGUUUCAGGUGGUAGCUGGUCGACCUCUCGCAGAUGUUUACGUUGAAGAGGUGAUUUUAAUGGCAAUAAAUAUUGUUGAUUAUAUUAGCUACAGGACUAUAGUUGAUACAUGAGGUGCUUUAUGUUUAUUGAUCUUGCAUAUGUGUGCUCUUUAGAAUUUAGAUUUGGUGAAAAAUGGAUUUUCGAAUCUUGCCAAACAAAUUGAGAACGCUAUGUUCUUUGGCGUGUCUGUCGUGGUGGCUGUUAACCGAUUUAAGUAAGUGGAAAAUAAACAACAAACGAACAAUCAAAGAAAGAAAGAAACAAGUAAACAAUUAAGCGAACAAACAAAAACAAUCAGACAAACAUUUGGGCAUUUAUUGACACAGAACAUGCAGACAAAGAGAUACACUGCUAGUUGGUUUGGUCUUCCUGAUUCCUGGAAUAUGGAUCUUUGAUUGAUUUGUCUCAUGUUAGUCAUGUGAGAGGAUAUUGAGAGGUUUUGUCCAGUCUAACUCUACCAAACACCGCAAAUUUUCUUCACGUACUCCGAGCAGUAACACUGCCCCUACCAGUCACCGGGCAAUAAGGAGUACCACUUGUAAAGAAAACUACUAUAGAAAUAAGUUAUUUUCCAAUAGAACUGACACAGACGCUGAAAUUGAGUUGCUUAUCAAUCUCUGCAAAGAAGGUGGUGCCUUUGAUGCUAUCCAGUCAACACACUGGGCUGAUGGAGGUGAUUUAACAAUUUUUUUUUUAAUGUUUUCCCAUCUGAAGAAUGGUCACUGCUUGAAGAAAAGGGAGUUCCUAAACGCCUGUAUUAAACGCUCGUUCACACUGUCAAAGUUUCGGUAAAGUUUUGAAGGAUUUGUAAGAAAUGUUUGAGGGAAUUGACUCAGAGUGUUAGACACUGAAUCAGUUCCCUCGAACAGUUCUUACAAAUCCUUCAAAACUUACUGAAAUGCUUCAAUCUUACAAAAACUACUUCAAAACAGUGGCAAUUGAUACACCAGGCGGAAAUCUUAACUUGAAGAUAAAAAACAGAGCCCAGCAAAUAACUUUAAUAACUUUAAUUUUAUAUUCAAAACAAUUUACCUAUGCAAAAUUCCUACUGUGAUCACAGAAACUUUGAGAUUGAACUCCUACGGUUUAGCUUGAGGUUGGGAUAUAUAUUUUCCAGGGGGAAUGAGCCCGAUGCGUCUUUAGAGUUUUUAUAACUAUUGUUUAGGUGUUGGAGCUGUGAAAUUAGCCGAAGCAGUAAUUAAAGCAACUAAACAGCCCAUUGACUUCAAGUUUCUCUAUGAUCUACAGGUUAGUAAUUUUACCAAGACUGUCUGUCGCAGUGUAGGUAGAGUCAAUGAUAAGAAAGCUUCGGAUAGGGAUACAACUACCUGAAAAAUACAAGGAGAACUUUAUUCUUUUAUAAAGCUUUAUGAUGUUAUAUAUGCUUGCUGAAAAGCUUUCAUUAUCCACGUACCUACCAGUAUACCUACCUGCCUGUGAAAUAUUUUAAUUUUUCCUACAGUUGCCAAUUGAAAAGAAAAUAGAAACGAUCGCGCAGAAAAUCUACGGUGCUGAUGGGGUGGAGUUUUCAGAAGAAGCUCAAAAGAGAAUUAAUUUAUUCAGAAGUCAAGGAUUCAACGAUCUGCCAAUAUGCAUGGCUAAGACACAUUUAUCUUUAUCCCAUAAUGCUGACUUAAAAGGCGCUCCGAAAGGUAUGUAGGGGUGGGGGGAUUAGAUUACCAUCAUAUUACCACCCUUUUGUUGCUGCAAAUCUCCGUAUAUUUCAUGCAAAUUUGCUUAAUUAAAUCCUACCAAUGCUUUUAUGUUUGUAAAAUUAUUAUGCUUGUGAUGUUACUCUGAGUGUAUAUCCACACCGGGCAAGCUUGAAAAAUAUGCCUGACCACGGUGGUCGUAGGUUCGAUUCCCACCGUGGUCAGGCAUAUUUUUCAAGCUUGCCCGGUGUGGAUAUACACUCCGAGUAACAUCACAAGCAUCAUAUUCACCUGAGUAUAUUACACCAACACAGAAAAAUCAUUACUGUAAAAUUAUUGUUACAGCUUUGUUACACGGUUAUUCAGAUACAGUUCAACAGCUUUCAGAAGUUAUUUGGUUGGGCGGUUGGGCCUCUCCCCUGCCCCCCCCCCUCCCCCCUCGUUUCUGUAACUCUUCCUCUUAUGAUUAUCAUAAUUUGUGGUAGUUUUCUAAUCCAUGGCCAUAUUUCGAUCGUUAUUUUCCUUUCCAGGAUUUGUUUUACCAAUUCGUGAUGUUCGCGCGAGUGUCGGUGCAGGCUUUCUAUUUCCUCUGGUGGGCACGGUAUGUGGACUGCCAUUAAGGCAACUUAUUUUUUCCACACACGGACGGAGCUUGUAUAACAAUACUGCCAUUCAGUCCGGAUUCAGUGAUCGGAAUGUUCCAUCGUCUUCUCGUUGUUUUGCAAAUUGCACUGUUCUCCUUGCCAUCCAGCCAAUCAUUGUUUCAUUUCAACAUUCUGCCAAGGGGUUUAUAGAACUCAAACGUGAUGGAAACGUUGUUGAUCAUACAACCAACACGAACAAGUGUUCUUGAGGGGAAACUUGGGUUUAGAAGUGUUCAUUGGAGAAGAGUCUUAAGCCCAGAUUAAACGAGGCUGAGAGUGCAUGAGAGUUGACAGUCACGUGACCUUGGUUAGCUGUUCUUAAUGCUUUCCCAACACUAUCAUGUAUUCUAUUGAAGUUAAAACAUAGUUGGGAAACUCAUCAAAACUUUAUUUUGUUAAUCUAGAGCUUGACACUCAUCAACACCGUUUGACAGGGGCUUUAAUUAUUAGAUAGUGGGUAUUUAUUGAAAUAAGUCAAAUAUAUUGUGUUUUUCUGUCAUUUAGAUGAGCACAAUGCCAGGUCUCCCAACCAGGCCGUGUUUCUACGAUGUCGAUUUAAACACAGAAACGGAGGAAGUACUAGGAUUAUUCUAGACCAAGACAGUAGAAGACGUCACAGGACAGUAGUUUGGAUUUGCUAAAUCUGAAUUCAAGAAAUUGAGUUGUUUCUGGGUACCGUAGAGUGCAGUUUAGGGGAUUUAGAGUAUCUAUUAAUUUAUGACUUGAUUUUCUAAAAUUUAUAUUGUCUAAGAAGAUAAAAUUAUUUUUCUGAUAAAAAUAAUAAAAUAUUCCGUUGAGUUACUGAUAAUCCUAAGGACUUCUUUAUAUUUGCGGUGAAGCUGUUUAAAUUCUCAACAUCGAGUAUAACUCAUCAUAGGUGCAGGCCUUAAAGUAUCUUUUCCAGGGCCGUCUGACAAAAUGUCCGGUGACGUUGAGACUGGGUCGGACAUGUGUCCGAUGACCUUCAGUUCAUUUUUGACUCGGAAACUUAAGUCUGAAUGACACAAAUGAAUAAACGGUGAAUGUUGUAAAGAUAUUAAAUAAUUUGUUUCUUUCAUACAUACUUGCCAGAACAGCAGUAUCCUGAAAAAGACUUCGACUUACCACUUCACCAUUUCGCUCGCCGCCCCGCGCUCGACUACGUUAAAACAACAUUUCCAGUUGACCUUUUAUACAAUAGUACUCUGAUUUUGCAUUUAACAUACAAGCCUGCCUCUAGUCCUGGCCUCCUGUGCUAGGGUACAUUUUGAUUUACGUCGGACAAAGCUACAGUUCGGUCGGACACCAAUACACUCGGGUCGGACAAACAAUAAACCUCAGUUUCACUUAGGUCGGACAGAAUGUCCGGUGGUUUCUUUUCUACGUCGGACAAUUUCACGAAUGGGUCGGACAAUGUCCGUGACCGACCGAUAUUUUAAGGCCUGUCAUAGGUGUGGCUGCACUGGGGCGGCAUUUCACCACGAGAAUUGCAUUUGAAUAUUAUUGUUUCAUCUGCCUUCGUGUUAAAGUCUCGUGGAAUUGCUUGCAUGAAAGCCACCAAUUCAGCACUUUCAUAAUACUGUACAGACGGUUUAAAUAUUCUUUUAUUUACAUAAAUUGAAGAGACAAGGCUGCUUUUGUUAAAAUGCACAUGAAAUAGUAUCUAAACCCGUCUUGUUAUGAGAGCGGUCUAUGAUUGGGUCGUCACGGCCCCUAUAUAUGAAGAGGCUUUGUGUUUGGUUGGUUAUGACAAUAGAAGACAAUAAACUCUGUAAGGAAUGAGUCACAACACAACCCCGCUAAAGACCCUGGCUUGCGAGGUUGUCACAAACACCGAUUACUUUUGCUUCAGAAAGCCGUUCAAAUUAGGAAGAUAUGCAUUGACGUGCGUUGAUAAUUUGCGUAUAAGUGUAUUUAGUGACACAUGAGCAAACACGUUCUUUGUUUUUAACAGCUGUUUAUUUGAAUAUUUGUACUUGGCCUUAGCCACAUAUGACACGUUCGAGCUAAACUUGUUCAACUUUAAUGAUAUUGCCCUAGUUUCUGGCUUUGCAGAUCUGGAGAAGUUCGAUUCUUGAAUUUCAAGUUGGAAAGAAUGAAUAGUAUUGAACAAUGUCCUGUGGUAUUUUUGGACGAAGCGGAGAAGCAUCUCGGAUGCCAGUUGUAAGUAUACAGGAUUUGCGCCAUUUCUAACUCGCAAAUAAAAAACUUCUUUGAUAGGAAAGCAUGAAGGCAAGUCUAGAUUCGGUAGCCUGUCGGUACACGACAGCUUGUUACUGAGGUAACGACGGCCUCGCGUUGCUGUUUGACGAUAGGGCUUAUUUUUUUUGGCUGAGAAUUUUACUUCGUAGGACCAUGACACAAAGAUCUAUCGUGUUCGAUAUAUGAGUUUUGAGAGACUUGUUACGCUUCGUCUCUCGCGGCGGUUAGCUCAGCGAAGAGUUCUCAUGUGCGAAGAGUUCUCAUAACAUAAGGCUAUGUUUACACUGUACCAAAUAGCUGGCGAUACGGAAUGUACAACUUUCAGAAGCUGAGCGAAACAACAUCUCUCCGUUGCAAUCAUUCCUCUGAAAAUAGCGUUCCUAAAAGGUACGGAUAGAUAUUUUUCACGUCGCUAUGAAAGGUUAUCCGUUACAGUGUAAACGCAGCUUUAGACUGAAUAUAUUGGAACACAUCCUAGGGCACGACUGAGGUCCUAACCGCCAUCUUUCCCGCUGAGAAUGAACUCAAUUUCGUACAUCAAAGCACCUCUCAAGCCUCGCCCGCCUUUCGGGUGUUCCGCCGCGGGUAGAUCGUCUGCCACGCAGGCUAGGGAUCAUCGUUAGUACUAAAUAUUAACUUUAUAUUAUGGGUGAAUAUUGGGACUUUGGGCAUCGAUAGGUGAUAGAAGUAAUGCCGCAUAAUACCUCAGGCUUUGCUAGGACACAAUCUUGUGGUUGGCAAUAAAUAUUUAAAUAAUCCGUUCCUCACUCUUUUGUUUUGUACGUUUAGGCUGAAUAAAACAAACGAAGUGCCAAAAAUGAGCGCCGUAAGUAGAGUUGUUAUGUCUGGUUCAAACACUGCACACGGUUACUUGCCGAACCCUGAUGAGAUGACCAAAACUCACUGUUUCAACUUAUAUAUAUUCAUUUAUGUUCGGUGCAUGAAAAGUGAGACGUUUGAACUUAUAAAGCGGCCUAAGGCCUGUUUCAAACGUCGCGCUUCUCAUGUGCUGAAUGCGUUUAAAAACAAUAGAUAAUCAGCUGAAAUGCCUCAUUAUAUAUUGUUUUUAAUGCGUUCGGCACACGAGAAGCGCGACGUUUGAAACAGGUCUUAGAUUUUGCUUAAAUUGUAAAAGAAAGCUAGCCGACUGAGGAAAACAUCUUGCAACAAGCGUUCUUUUUUCUUCAUUACUGUAUUCCAACAAACCUGGCCAGCUAUAAAAUUGUUGUUUCGUCAAUAUUGAACGACGAAGAAUUGUCUUGAUGAAACGAAGGUUUAAUACAAACUGGUUUUCUAAUUUUUUUUAGGAAUUUCUAGAAAUGGAAUAUUUGAUGAUAAUUCCACCAGGUAUUCGCUUUUGAGUUGCACAAUGUAUUCGUUAUUCUGGGGAGAAUGGGUGUGUGUGUGUGUGGGGGGGUGGUGUCGAAUAUAGAUGUUUUCAUCUAUGAUAUAAAAUAUACCAAAUCUAUGGCUUUCAGAUUAUCAUAAAAUGUAUUUAAAAUUGCAUGAAAUUGCGUCUCGCAGACCCUAAAAAAAGAAACAUUUUCGCCCCUGGAGGAUUAGAACCCCCCCCCCCCCACACACGCUCGUUUGGGGUUGGCUACCCCUGUUUCAAGGAUCGGGUUUCAGUCGAUGUUUUUUUUUUCAAUUGCAGAGUUCUGUGUCCAUAUUAUAUAUGUCCUAUAGCAGUAUAGGACAUUAUUUAUAACCAUCAUAUUUCUACCACAGAACUAGAGGACUCGAAACAUUAUGUGAAGAAUGAAACGAUACCGGAAGAGGAAGAGGUCAAAUCAAGAAAGUCACUUCCUCCAUCUUUUCUUUAUAUUUUGUCGCUUAUCGUUCAACAAAAUCCAUUUUCUCUUCAUCACACAAUACCAUAUAAACCUGAGCAUCAUCCCUCGUACUAUGUUAUAAAUCGCUGUGAUGAUUAUCGGUCUAAUUGA
Paramuricea clavata is the source of this 19863-nucleotide messenger RNA. NCBI's taxonomy places the organism in Eukaryota, Metazoa, Cnidaria, Anthozoa, Malacalcyonacea, Plexauridae. The record is from the annotation of a GenBank genome assembly.